GACAGUUUCUAGACGUAUUCCUUCCGCUUUCGCUGUGCUGUGUACAUUGUAAAUUUUACUGGGCUGACAUCAGUCAAGGCAAAGCCUUGUCCCAUUAUUUAAUUCUCAUGAUUUUCUGAUCUGAAACUCUUUUCUCAAUGUCCAGCGUACGAAUCCAACAGCCAAGAUGGAGGUCCACGUGUUAGACAACUACUACCUUACCAUAACUCUCUUAAUCACUAUUGGCUAUCAGCUCUUCUUCUUUGCUAUUGCGUUUUCCCUUAAGUUCGAUAAACUUACAGACUUCGCUGGAGGAACCAACUUUGUUGUCCUUGCAAUUAUUACGCUUGCAUUCAGCGGCCAUCACAAUGCACGCCAAAUCGUGUGUUCUCUCUUUAUCAUGGUCUGGGGGCUCCGGCUCUCCGGCUUCCUGCUCUUCCGAAUCAUUAAGACCGGCAAAGAUGAUAGAUUCGAUGACAAACGCGACAAGUUCUUUUCAUUCCUGGGAUUCUGGGUAUUUCAGAUGAUCUGGGUCUGGGCUGUCUCAUUGCCAGUCACCGUCUUGAACUCGCCGAACGUCACUCAGUACCCGCAGCCAGCAUUUGGAACGGGCAGGGAUAUCGCAGGUGUUGUUCUAUACUCAAUUGGCUUGAUAAUGGAGAGUGUCAGCGAUGUACAGAAAUACCGCUUCAGGUCGGGGACCAGUGACAAGUCAGCGAUUUGUGAUAAAGGGUUUUUCAACUGGUCGAGACAUCCAAACUACUUUGGAGAAAUCCUCAUCCAUUUCUCCAUCUUCAUGAUUGCCGUUUCUCCAGCAGCAAACGGCUACGUCCGCGGCCAAGCAUACAAAGCCCUCUACGCCACGAUCCUUGGACCCUUCUUCCUCACCAUCCUCCUAAUGUUUGUCUCCGGCUUGACACUCCAAGAACGACCCGGAGCAAAGAAGCGAUACGAGAAGAACAACCACUGGGAAGAAUACGCUCGAUACUUGAACCGAACAAGUAUUUUGAUCCCAUUUCCGCCACAAAUAUAUGAGAAACUACCUACGAUCUUAAAGAGAACGGUCUUCUUGGAGUUUCCGAUUUAUGUUUUCGAUCCGGCGAAGCAUUCGGAUGCUAGCAAAGGUCAGAGAGGAGCGGAGGAAGGGAAUAGUCACAAACCGAGUACGGCAAGUACGAAUAAUAGACAGAGUGGUGAUCAGUUAGUGAACAGUGGGUCGUGAUGGGAAGGUGGUAAUGAUCAUGAUGAAAGAAGUAUGGCAUGAAGUUCAGCGUGUGAGAUACAAUAUCUAACAUCAGCACCAGCAUUAGUUCCAACAUAACAUCAACUCUUAGCUUAGAAGCUCUGCUAUUGGUCAC
Molecule: messenger RNA, 1337 nt
Organism: Hyaloscypha bicolor E
Lineage: Eukaryota; Fungi; Ascomycota; Leotiomycetes; Helotiales; Hyaloscyphaceae
Product: DUF1295-domain-containing protein
Exons: 3
Coding region: 167-1201 (344 amino acids)
Biological process (GO): lipid metabolic process
Cellular component (GO): membrane
Molecular function (GO): oxidoreductase activity, acting on the CH-CH group of donors
Source: RefSeq, a predicted model, not a curated record